CGAACCGCAACAGGAAAAAGAAAGCGACGCGAACAGCUCGGCCCUCUUACAGCCACCCAUGCCCAAGGACGACGAGAAGGCGCCGCAGCCCGGGUGGAUGCACAAGCAAAAGAAGCCAAAGAAUAACAAGGAUCAGCAGCUGGAGCGCCCCCGUCGCCGCCGCCGUCGCAGGAACCGCUACACGGAUGACGAAGACGAUGACUACGAUAAUAAUGAAGGCUAUGAUCAGCAGUUUCCAUUGCGGCAGCGGCAGCAGCAGCAGCAGCAGCAGAUGCAGCAGCAGGGAGGUGACGGCGGUAAGAACCCGCUCAGGCUGCGGCUGGAUCUCAACUUGGAUGUUGAGAUAGAGCUCAAGGCACACAUCCAUGGUGACCUGACGCUGGCCUUGCUCAACUAGAGAGCUUCUUCUCCUCGGUAUGGCUGAGCUAACCACGGCAUUCACUUUACUCUUCUGCUGCCGUGCAGGGAUGGCAGGUAAUCAGUGCUUCCGCACUCUGACUCUACUUGCGAAACGGUACCAAUAUCGAGCGUUGGCGACGCCUGCGAGCGAUACCGAGUCCUUCUGUGUUUACAAUGAGCCGAAUGGGUUAUCAUAGCUUGGUACCUCCGUAGGCGGCAGAUCUUGGAUGGUUCGGUUCGUUUCCACAUCGCAACGAGUUACAAAAAAGGGUGGGCGGGGGG
Messenger RNA from Thermothelomyces thermophilus ATCC 42464, 681 nucleotides. RefSeq lists its product as uncharacterized. The transcript has 2 exons. Bases 59 to 397 code for a protein of 112 amino acids. The record is from RefSeq and is a predicted model, not a curated record. NCBI's taxonomy places the organism in Eukaryota, Fungi, Ascomycota, Sordariomycetes, Sordariales, Chaetomiaceae.